Messenger RNA from Stomoxys calcitrans (stable fly), 2457 nucleotides. Its product is annotated as tryptase. Bases 265 to 1761 code for a protein of 498 amino acids. Gene Ontology annotation, molecular function: serine-type endopeptidase activity. The record is from RefSeq and is a predicted model, not a curated record. Gene Ontology annotation, biological process: proteolysis. The transcript is spliced from 7 exons. NCBI's taxonomy places the organism in Eukaryota, Metazoa, Arthropoda, Insecta, Diptera, Muscidae.
AUCUUUUCAUUAUCAUUCAAAACGCUCAACGUUGCGGUGCUUUCGCUAAAAGCUAUACUCGGUGAACUGGUUCAUUCGGUCGCGUCGAAAACGAAACAAAAUGAAAUAAAUUAAAAAUAAACUUACCUGCCAAAAGACAACAACAAGAGAAAUGCUGAAAAUUGCUAUAAAGAGAUUUCGCGCAUUUGUGAAGUAGUUUUUUUUUAAUAUUAAUGGAUAUUCUUCAGUUUCCAAUUUCGUUUAAAUUUUGGCGUUGCACUCAUAAUGAUUUCGAAUAAAAAGCGUUUCUGUUCUUCCCUAAGUGUUCUUGUGAUAAUUUGUGUUGUCGACAAAGCUACCUCAUAUCUGGCUGAUAAUCUUGCAAAUUGCCAUUGUGUCCUAUUAAAAAACUGUGAUACUAUAAAUGAACUCAUACAUAGUUCAAAUGACAUUCCUUUCUUAACGUCUACAAUCAAAGCAGCUGUAUGUGAGUUUGAUGGAUCAAAUAUAUACGUAUGUUGUCCCGAGAAAAAGAGUUACAAGAGACAUGCGAAACAUAUGGCAAACUUAGAUUACAUAGAUGAUUUGUCGGGACUCAAUUGCCCGCCUUCAUUUGGCAAGGAAUACGACUACGAUGAAUACAUGAAACUCCAUCCUCAUGAUAACGACGAUGACAAUUAUGAUGAUGUCCACUCUAAGGAUGAAAAUAAAGAUAUUUCAAAUUCCAAAGAUGAAAGUACAGAAGACAGACAUCUUGGUCCUGUAUAUUGCAAUCCUUGGGGUAAUUGCGUUCGAUUUAAAUUUCCCAAAGAUGAUACUCAAAGUAACUACAAUAAAUCACCAGAACAACAUUACCACACGUAUGAUCAUGAUAAUCAUGAUCAUGGAUUUAGAAUACCUUUUUUUCCUUUUCAUCAUCACCACCAUCCACAUGAUCACGAGGAUGAUCAUGAUUUUAGUUAUGGACAUCAUUAUGGUGAAAGGCCGCCAGAAAUAACCUCCACAACUGCAACCCCCACCAGAGUUUUCACCGAGUGUGGUACAUUACCCAACACAGGAUCUUCCGGUGUAUAUCCUUGGAUUGUGCGUUUGGCUUAUUUAAACACAACUAGCAGAACUGUUCGUCAUCGAUGCCUUGGAACCAUUAUAAGUGAUCAGCACAUCUUGACAGCAGCUCAUUGUGUAGAUAGCUUGGUAAACGAUUUAAGACUGAUCUACGCUCGCGUUGGUGAUGAUAACAAUUUUGAAGAUUUUAAAAUUAUUGAAACUACCAUUCAUCCGAGCUACAAUGAGCCAUUAUUUAAUAAUGAUGUGGCACUGCUAAGACUGUCUAGAACGCACAAUUCGAGAAUUCCCAUUUCGAAAAUUUGCUUACCUGUAAGUGACAGUGCAAUAGCAGUGGGCAGUACAGGAGUUGUGGCCGGUUGGAGCGAAAAUGGUGGAGCCUUAAAUGCUCCAAGUGGUUCAAUACGCUAUAUAAACUUGCCAAUAUUGAAUAAUACAGAAUGUGCUAUACGCUAUGCCAAAUAUAGUGAAAAUUUUGAGAGUACCAUUAUUAUAACUCCAAGAGAAUUUUGUGCCAAAUCCGAAGCCAUGAAUGAUGUGUGCGAAGGUGACAGUGGAGGCCCCUUCAUGGAUCGUUCCCCAACAAACCGAUAUACCCUUGAGGGUAUAGUCGCAUUUGGUCCUAAGACAAACUGUGGUCAAUCCAAUUUACCUGGUGUUUACAUGCGUGUUAGUGCCUACGUUAACUGGAUACAGCAAAAGAUAACUAUACCAUGAAGUCUUUGAAUCAUAUUGAAACUUGAAAUAUACAUACAUGAACAUACUAAUCGGGCGUAUUAACAAAACUUAAUAGAACCUUAUGCUGAGUUUACAUGGCACAUCUGAUGUAUGGUCAUUGUAAUAGUAUUGGUGAAAAAAAGGUGUAUUCUGAAAAAUCAUUUGAUUUUUUUCGAUGAAUGACGUCUAUCGAUUAAGCCGCAUUAAGCCGAAUUAACAUGGCACAUCAUGAUCGUACUCAUCGUGUGUACGUGUUGAUUACAGCUUUUGCCUAAAACGGUUCAUCGAUUUUUUCUUUUCUUUGAUUUUAUUUAAUUUUUCAUACUUUACUUCUCAUUUCGUAACCUUAUUUGUCACAGAGCGCGUUUUUCAAUAUAUGUCAAUUAAUGAUUACACAUUUCUUUGUAAACGGUAAUCGAUAGACGUCAUUCAUCGAAAAAAAAACAAAUGAUUUUGUUUUUCAGCCAUGACUGAUGGUUAUGUGUACAUGUGACGAAUACACCUUUGUUUUCACCAACACUAUUACAAUGGCCAUACAUCAGAUGUGCCAUGUAAACUCAGUAUUAAAGCAGGUUUAUUUGACAAUUCUAUAAAGGAAAUCUGUCAAAUAAACCAAUUUCUUAGCUACAUUAUGUUUUAUGAAUACCAGUGAAUAUAUUUACCAAUAUUUACAUUCCAAUAAAAUUUAAGUUUUUA